UUUAGUAGUCGACUGCUGCUGCCGGGUCGUGGAACAGUUACACACAGCACCAGCAGCCAAACUUGUUGUUGUCAUUCCAAAGUCCAAACUGAAUGCUGUCCAUUUCAUUUGGCAUUUGUGUAUACAUUUCGUUCGGGAAUUAGUUUAACCCCCCUUUUUUUUGUUUUGUUGUUGUUGUUGUUGUCAAAAAGGUAAAAGGUGCGCCCAAUACCAAAAGACUUUGGUGUGUUUCAUGUCAAUUUCAAGAUGACGGACGACGUUACUGGGCCCAAUUUAAGUGGAUGCCGGAUUCCUCGAGUGAAAUUCGACGUCGCAUCCAUCAAUUGGAUUCUGGGAGAUCCGUGACGGCUUCAGCCGAAUUACGCAGUGCGCUGGCCCAGCAGUAGACUGACAUAGAACUAGCAGCCGAAUGUAACACAGCACGACAGACGAGGAUGGCCAUUUUCGCCAAUUCCAGCACAAGCGCCGGCGGCAGCGGCGACACUUCCGCCAAUUUCUCUGCCGGGGCCGUUCUCUUGCGAUUCAUCCUGGAUCUGGUCAAAGAACAGCGCCAUCAAAGUGAAACUUUGAUCGGUCGUGAUCAAGUCAUUGCGACCAACACUUCCGCAACUCCAGAUUUCGACCAGGAAUGGAUGGCCCAGCAUUUGCUGAUGCCCAUCUGGGCCUACCAGUUGGCCGCCGCCUAUCUGAUCUUCAUCAGCGUCCUCGGUCUCUUCAUGAACAUUGUCGUCGUCCUCGUCAUCGUCAACGACCCUCAGAAGUCGCCGCUGAAUUGGAUGUUGCUCAACUUGGCCUGUUCCGACGGAAUGAUUGCCGGAUUUGGGACGCCCAUCUCGGCAGCUGCUGCUCUGCAAUAUAAUUGGCCCUUUAGCGAUGAAUUGUGCGUCGCCUACGCCAUGAUCAUGUCCACUGCAGGAAUCGGAUCGAUUACGACAUUGACGGCACUGGCCUUGUGGCGAUGUCAACUGGUCGUGUACUGCCCAGCCAACCGGAGCGGGGCGUUCGCCAAUCACCACAGCGGCGGCGGCGGCGGCAGCGCCAAACUGGGCCGGGUUCAGGCCGCCGUUUUGCUGACUCUCAUCUGGUCCUAUGCGUUGGCCGUCACUUGCCCGCCGCUGUUCGGCUGGGGACGCUACGACCGAGAAGCCGCCCACAUCAGUGAAGUUGACGGAACCGACUGA
Molecule: messenger RNA, 1181 nt
Organism: Daphnia pulicaria
Lineage: Eukaryota; Metazoa; Arthropoda; Branchiopoda; Diplostraca; Daphniidae
Product: rhodopsin, G0-coupled-like
Exons: 5
Coding region: 435-1181 (248 amino acids)
Biological process (GO): G protein-coupled receptor signaling pathway
Cellular component (GO): photoreceptor outer segment; membrane
Molecular function (GO): G protein-coupled receptor activity
Source: RefSeq, a predicted model, not a curated record